Mastomys coucha (southern multimammate mouse) is the source of this 1790-nucleotide messenger RNA. RefSeq names its product chromosome unknown C11orf42 homolog (gene CUNH11orf42). Bases 628 to 1656 code for a protein of 342 amino acids. The transcript is spliced from 3 exons. The record is from RefSeq and is a predicted model, not a curated record. NCBI's taxonomy places the organism in Eukaryota, Metazoa, Chordata, Mammalia, Rodentia, Muridae.
UGAUGAUGAUGAUGAUGUAUUUUUCAGUCUAAGCCUUGAUCUAUACUUCUAUGUCCUUCCAGACCCUAAUGCAACCUCAAAGAGAAGUAAUCCACAACUAACUAGAUAGCAGUAACUCUAGUAAAGCAGUUAAUAAGAGGAGUGAUCCUACCCUGUUUCCUUAAAGAACUCAAACCAAGAACUACAGAUGAGACUGGGACAGAAAAGAAUAUGUUGCAUUUUCCUCGCCUGAAGCAAUAUAAUGACCACUCCAGGCUGAGGCAGAAGACCAUGAGGCCAUGAGGCAAGACAAAAGAAAAAAGUGAGUGAAAAGAGGAGAGAGAUGAAAGAAGAGAGCAUCUUUGCACUGUUUAAGGACAGGGCAGGGCAGGAACAUAAAGGGAAAGUAAAACAGCAGACAGUAAUAGAAAUGGGAAAAAGAAAUAAAAAUUUGUAAAUAUUAUGACCCACAGGCUGCAAUGAGGCUAGUGGAGUUAGAGUGUUCUCUGUAUCCAAGGCUCUAUCACCUAGCAGGGCCUCUAUGACCUCAUGCUAGAGUAGCCCAAGGUAGGUGGGCCCUAGCUCUCUGGGCAGCUUGGGGGUUCCUGCAGCAGCCAUUACCUUGCCCACCCCCUCCCACUCCCCACUAUGUUGGUCAGUACCCCCCACCUCCUAACGCUGGAUGAAGCAGAUGCCACUUGGGCCCUCAUCAAGGAUAAGGUCAUCGAGGAGCGUUUUGGGUCCAAUGUAGUGGCAGUACCUUUCCUGUCGGAUGCAGCCUACUAUGAUCUACUGGGUGUGCUAGUGAAACAGUCCCGUCCAGCCCACACCCGCCUGGCUUUGCCAGGUCGUCAGGGCCGAAGGGCACUGAAAUCAGUAGGGCUGCUACCAAAUCUUCUAGAACAGGCAGGGUCUGAGGGUGUCUUUGCCCACUGCACUCGGGAAUACUCACCAAAUGGCCGAGCAGAGACAGCCUAUGAAGAAAUGCGAAUGUUGGAUGGGCAGCCCUGCAGGAUUCGCCUACAUAUGGGAGGUCUGCGCAAGAAAGUUGCUUUCCUGCUGCUACCACCAGGGCAGGUGAGCCUACAGCAGAAUCUUCCCUGGCUCCGAAGCACUCACAGCAUCUAUGUCAUCUACCAGGUCUUCUCCUGCACCUGGCUGCAGCUAGGGCUUUUGCCUACAGCCCGUGAACCCCAGCUGCUCCGAUUACAGCGGUCACUACCUAUUGCUUUCUCCUGCCUCAAGUUUUCACUGCAGCCCAAGGGUGUGCUGGGACCGCAGAAGUCUCUGACCAAAGACCCAUUGCCCCAAGGAGCCAACUGGGUUAGACCUAGCCUUAGCAUCAUAUCAACUCUGGCCCCCACAUCAGUACCUGCUGAUACCCAUGAAGUUGCUGAUGUACCUCCACCUGUCCCAGCCCCACCUACACCACCUCCCCAAGAAGGGCUAGAAGGCAGACCCACCAGAUUCUCCUGUAAGGGUCGAAACCCCUUCCGGAGGGGCCCCUAUAUGCUUUCAGGGUCUGUCUUCGGAGUUCGACAGCGACGAAUGAAGCUGAGGCAAGAGAUGCAGGGGGCAAGGCCCCUAAGAUCUGGCAUAGGGAUACUGGUCCCCAAUAAACACCAGCUGCUGCACCCUGGGCCUGUGUGCUUCUUCUUCCAGGGUCCAGAAAGAUGAAGUCUCCAUUUUCCCCUAAGCAUCAAGUCCUCUCACCUUCUAACAGUAAAAGGGCUAUCUUGAAACCCUAUCAUCAGUGUUAUUACCAAAGAGAAAAAUGCCCCUGAUGAUUCCCCCACCUAUAUACAACCUUC